This is a messenger RNA of Arachis stenosperma, 992 nucleotides long. RefSeq names its product V-type proton ATPase subunit E-like. The transcript has 6 exons. Gene Ontology annotation, molecular function: proton-transporting ATPase activity, rotational mechanism. Gene Ontology annotation, cellular component: proton-transporting two-sector ATPase complex, catalytic domain. Lineage: Eukaryota; Viridiplantae; Streptophyta; Magnoliopsida; Fabales; Fabaceae. Gene Ontology annotation, biological process: proton transmembrane transport. Bases 159 to 851 code for a protein of 230 amino acids. The record is from RefSeq and is a predicted model, not a curated record.
AACGUUAUAGACUUAUAGGCGUGAGAGAGAGUAGAGUACACGCUGUUUGAUUUGUCUUGAUCAAAAUUCAGAAAUAAGCAGAGGUGUGGGACGCAUCAAUUGUGAAUCAUCGAAGAAGUAUCAGGUUGAGAUCGAUCGAUCUUCCUCUCUCAGCGAAAAUGAACGACGCAGAUGUCUCCAAGCAGAUCCAGCAGAUGGUUAACUUCAUCCGCCAGGAAGCGGAGGAGAAAGCCAACGAGAUCUCCGUCUCCGCUGAAGAAGAAUUCAACAUCGAGAAGCUGCAGUUGGUUGAAGCAGAGAAGAAGAAGAUCAGGCAGGAGUACGAGCGUAAACAGAAGCAAGUCGAAGUUCGCAAGAAGAUCGAGUACUCGAUGCAGUUGAAUGCUUCUCGCAUAAAAGUUCUUCAAGCUCAAGAUGAGGUGGUUGGUUCCAUGAAAGAAGCUGCGGCCAAGGAGCUUUUGAAUGUGAACCAUCAUCACCAUGUGUACAGAAACCUUCUGAAAGAACUCAUUGUUCAGAGUUUGCUAAGGCUGAAAGAACCUUCUGUCUUACUGAGAUGUCGGAAAGAAGAUGUACACUCGGUAGAGCAUGUAUUGGACUCAGCUGCACAGGAGUAUGCUGACAAAGCAAAUGUUCAUCCACCAGAGAUCAUUGUUGACCGCGAGGUGUAUCUUCCACCUGCACCCAGCCAUCACAGCGAUCAUGAACCUUACUGCUCUGGUGGGGUUGUAUUGGCUUCCCGAGAUGGAAAGAUUGUGUGUGAAAAUACACUUGAUGCACGACUGGAUGUGGUGUUCCGUAAAAAGCUUCCUGAGAUCCGAAAGCUGCUCUUUGGACAAGUUGCUGCUUGAAGACUUCGGUUGUUUUGUUUCCUUGCUCCUGAAAUAUUUAUGUUUGUGGAACAAAGCUUGUCCUUGACCUUAGUAUCUAUCGUGCCAUUGCUGCUGCAAACUUGUUAUUGCUCUCAUUUAAAUAACAUCAUUCUUUUGUUA